Molecule: messenger RNA, 492 nt
Organism: Verticillium alfalfae VaMs.102
Lineage: Eukaryota; Fungi; Ascomycota; Sordariomycetes; Glomerellales; Plectosphaerellaceae
Exons: 3
Coding region: 1-492 (163 amino acids)
Source: RefSeq, a predicted model, not a curated record
AUGAAAUUCUCUGCCGUUGUUUUUAUUGCUGCCCUGAGUGGCUCUGCCAGGUUACCGAGGAGUUCCAGUCUCUUUACCCCAGCACCAAGCUCAAGCGUCGAACGCAACAGCGACAAGCACGAGUUGUUCACACGCCAGUGGGAGGGUGCUUCUUAUGAAUGCAUCGACUCCAAGCACCCGGUUCACGGAUGGGAGCCCGCUGACUACGGUAGGAUCCAGGAGGGGUGGAACUACCUUUGGGAUCUCGAGGGUCAGCCCGGGCACGGUCCUGGCCCUGCUGCUUGCGCACGCGUCAGCUGUUCUCACAACUCGGGCAUCUACUGGUGUAACGAUAACGACCACGCUGUCACUCUCAACUCAUGGGGCGACUUGGCCCGUGGUGCGGCUGAGCUCUGCAACCUCUGCUCGUCUGCUGGCAUUCGCAACAAGUGCGGUGGCCAGUUAUUCCACCCUGACGGAUACAACGUUUUCAUCACCAACGACAGCUGCUAG